AGCUGGCGAUACAGUUCAAUACCCGUGGAGUGUCUGCUAAACGGAAAACUCUUGCCCUUUUGUGUGUGAAGCUUUGGACUCUUUUGUACUGACGAAAAUAUUUUGUAUUGACGAAACUGUAUAGCCUAAAACUUUUUGAAAAUGCAGUUCAAUGUGUUGUGUGCUGUGAUCACAUUUGGACACAAUGCGUACAGUAAGCGAUAUUGUUAAAGUCGAGGGCGAAGAGGGGGAGUGACGUAGUUGGUGACGUCAUCACAAGGACGAAAUAUGCAAAGUGGAUAUGAGCCCUCGUUUGGUGGAGGAGGAGCAGGAGGAGGAGGAGGAGGAGGUGGACGAGGAUAUCGUCUGCAUGCAAAUAUGACCUCGGAUGAGAGAGACGCGCAGCUGAGAGGUCGCGCGGAGCAGCUUCAAGGAGAACUCAGCUGGCAGGCGCAGAUGAAGAAACAGUUGGAUGAAGAAAAGAGGAAAAAGGAAGAACUGGAGGACAGGCUGAUGGAGGAGAAUAUGAAGAGGCAACAGGAGAGGAUGAAGGCGGAGUAUGAGGCGGAACAGGAGAAAAGGAGGAGAAAAGAGGAAGAGCAAUCCCGUCGUCGCGAAGCCCAGCUGAAGCACAUGGAGCGGCUACAGCAGGAGGCCGCGGAGAAGAAGAAGGUGCAGAGGGCGAGGACCUUGGCAGCCGCUGACGAAGCCGCGUCCUCUCUGCCCACCUCCUCCAGGCACAGCACCCGCGACGAACGCAACUUGCAGAAGGCCAACAGCCUGCCGGACGGGAAGAAGAGAUUCGCAAACCAGGACAACGACUUCGGUCUCAAUCUCAAGUCCGACUCGAGGCUGUUAGCAGCCAGAGCACCUAACAAGUUCUUUGAUGCACCGACCACACCUGUCAAAAUGCCCAGGACAAGUGACGACCGGAAACGACCGAAGCCCUUAACACCGGCAGUCCCAGUUCCUCAGAAGGGCUAUAACCGUCGGUCUCAAAAGCCGGAAUACACACCUGGCGCUGUCGUCGACCUCCCGCCAGUCGAGACAACGGAGAGCCCAGGGCACGCCAGCCGACCAGACGAGCCUCAAAAGGGGCAUGUGAACACUCUUGAGGUUCAGACAACCCCACCUUCCAGGGAACACACAGAGAUCCAGACAGCGAAGCCACAACAUUCCGACAUGGAGAUACAAACCACUCCGGCGUUGGACCAAUGGGAGGCGGAGAGGAAGCGCGAGGAGCCACGCCCCCCCGUGGUGCGAGGCCCGCCCUUCGACUGGAAGAUCCACAUCCAGGACAUGUCGGAGGAGGAGAAGGCCAAGUUGGAGAAGAUGUCCGAGGAGGAGACCAAACACUUUGUCGAAGAGAACCAAGACCUCCUGAGCCAGCUGUCUGCCAUGAAAGUCAAUCUACGGUCUGCCGGGCCUGGUCGACAACAAGGAGAAGACGGGAAACCCAACAGCGACGGGAAACCCAACAGCACCGGUAAAGACACGGACUCGGGCAUAGGCGGAGGAAGCAGCCCGGAUAAGGACAAGGGCAAACAAAAUACACUAGGAACAUCGAACACUAUUCCAGCAGGGUCGAGCGAUGAUGUCGAUUACUUACGCGUUGUCUCCGGCAGGCCAGAUGAUAAAAAUAACCCAAGGAGGCGAGAACAAUCCUAUCUCGAUCUGAACGACUCUUCCGGGACGACCAUCCGCAAGUUCUUAGAACACACUAGAGCACGGUCCAAGGAAUCAUAGAGAGGCACUUCUAGAGUAACUGUCAUCACUACUACUACUACGGAUAACUAUUACAACGACUGCUACUACAACUACUACUUCUACAAUAACCAUCACAAUGACUACAACGACAUUUACUACAACUUACUACCGGGAGAUAACUACUGUUAUGACACUCCAACUUCACCCAUGACUACCUCGCUCUCGUUGUCCCGGAGGCAAACGACUGCAGAAGGUAUUUUACGCUGAUUCUUCGUCCAUUACUCUUCCAAUGGUCGAACUCAUUCAUGAAAAGUUGAUGGCAGGUAUAUAUGAUCCUUUGAAGUACCAGCUGGCAUGGUACUAGACUCUUACGUGUAACCUGAUGAUUCCACCUGCAGUCAAUUGUAUUUUAUGAAUGGGAAUCACGCCCAAGUAGUAGUAAUAGGGUGAUAACAAUGAGAUCGCAGAGAGGAGACGGAGAGGGAGAAGGAGAAAGCUAGAGCGAGAGGAAGAAUGGAAAAAAAAGAAAUGUCGAGAAAGAAAACGAAAAAGAUGGCGUCUCAUUUACAUAUCCUGUUUAAUAUACGUUGAUAACUACAGGCUGCAAAUAUCCAAGGUUGUUAUAUUUAUGUAUAUUACAAUACAGUAAACCAAUUGC
Molecule: messenger RNA, 2344 nt
Organism: Penaeus chinensis
Lineage: Eukaryota; Metazoa; Arthropoda; Malacostraca; Decapoda; Penaeidae
Product: GRB10-interacting GYF protein 2-like
Exons: 13
Coding region: 268-1725 (485 amino acids)
Biological process (GO): positive regulation of cytokinesis
Cellular component (GO): spindle pole; microtubule; centrosome
Source: RefSeq, a predicted model, not a curated record